Messenger RNA from Chrysemys picta bellii (western painted turtle), 1677 nucleotides. Lineage: Eukaryota; Metazoa; Chordata; Testudines; Emydidae. The record is from RefSeq and is a predicted model, not a curated record.
ACACAGCCUACACCCCAAGCAGUGGAGACACUGCAGGGGGACUAGGGGACCUUUUACUGCACGUCCGCACCCUCGCUGGGGUUUCUGUUUUAUUUACUGGAAGGGAGGGGGGACCAAAACCCAGAUGGUCUCCCCCACACCUCAUUUUCCCCCUUUUCCUUGUGUGUGUCUCAGUAAGGAUCUGCUUUCCCUCAUCCCGAUGAGAGCCGCUUGCCUUCUCAGACUCUGACAAGACUCCAGGAAACCAAGAUGGAUUACAGUUCCUUCAGUGGAGCCCCAAGGUUCCUGACUCGGCCUAAGGCCUUCAUGGUGUCGGUGGGGAAGGAUGUCACCCUGAGCUGCCAGAUUGUGGGAAACCCCAUCCCACUGGUGAUCUGGGAAAAGGAUAAGCUUCCAAUCCAGUCGGGGGGAAGGUUUAAAAUGGUGGAAGAUGGUGAUCUGUACCGGCUAACAAUUUAUGACCUGAGCUUAGAGGACAGUGGUCAGUAUAUCUGCAGGGCCAAGAACACCAUUGGGGAAGCUUUCACUGCUGUCAGUAUCAAAGUUGGGGAGGAGACGACGGUGAUGGAAUCGGCCCCUUACUUCAUCCAGAAACCCUCCUCCAUCAGAGUGACCCUGGGAGACGAUGUUACGUUCAAAUGUAAAGUCCAGGGCAGCCCACCUCUCUCUGUGAACUGGGAGAAAGAUGGAAGGCACGUGAGGGGCUGGUCUGACUCCAACCGCUUCCAGAUUGAGUCCCUCGGGGAGUCAAGUGCUCUCAAGAUCCAGUGCGCUCGGUUGGGGGACAGUGGGACAUACAUGUGUCGGGCGGAGAAUCCCAUUGGCUCUGCCAGUGCUACCGCCACCCUGGUGGUGGACACACAUGGUUCUUACAGUCCAAGCAGCAGCCAUCUAGACACAGGCUAUGGCAAGACUGCCUCCUUGCUGUCUCAUUUGCAAAAGAGGCGCGAGGAAAUCAGGAAAAUGGACACAUCCAUGCUCGCAGCCGCUGAUUCCAUGGCUGCCCCAAUGUACUCCGCUAAAGAGGGGCUGUCUGGUAUUGGUCUCAGCCUUUCUCUGGAUUAUGAGAGGGCUGCCAGCCUCACCGCCAAAUCAGCCCGCAACGCCACCUUCGGGGUGCUGACGCGUACCUUCAACGUGACGGAGGGGAAGCAUGCCAAGCUGAGCUGCUACGUGACAGGAGAGCCCAAGCCGGAGAUCGUGUGGAAGAAGGAUGGCGAGGUGAUUACAGAGGGGCGCCGGCACAUUGUGUACGAGGACGAACAGGAGAACUUCGUACUGAAGAUCCUUUUCUGCAAGCAGGUCGAUAAUGGGCUCUACACCUGCACAGCCUCCAACCUGGUGGGACAGACCUACAGCUCCGUGCUGGUGACUGUCCGAGAGCCCACAAUACCGUUCAAGACAAAACUGAAGGAUGUUGAAGUUCAGGAGAAAGAAUCUGCCACCUUCCAGUGUGAGGUGCCCAUCCCUAGCACUGAAACUGCCUGGUUCAAGGAGGAGACCAAACUCCAGCAGAGCAAGAAGUACAACAUCGAAGAAGAGGGGACGUACCGCCGGCUCACCGUCCAGAACGUCACCACGGACGAUGACGCCGUCUACAUCUGUGAAAUGAAGGAGGGGAGCAGGACCAUCGCGGAACUGACUGUCCAGGGUAAGAGAGAGAAUCCACUGCAGUAG